CGCAAUCGUGUGGAAAUCGCUCCACUCGCACUUAUGCAUCGCGGAGCCGCGCAGAGGUGAUCGAACCCGAGCAGCAUCAGUGCGACAGACUGAGAGCGGAUCAGGCGAGCGCGUGUGACGGAUGGACAGAGCCCGUGGGCAGUCCGCGCGCCCUCCGCACCCACUGGGGAACCCGGUGGCGAAGAACUCUCUCUCUCUCUCUCUCUCUCUCUCUCUCUCUCUCUCUCACACACACACACACACUGACACUGUGACUGUAAGACUGUGACACUCUGAGGAGCGCCGUGGGGAGAUGGUCGGACUGCGCGGCGGAAUGCGGUGAGACCGGUCCGCACUUGAGUCCACGGGCUUCCUCAUCGCCCCGACAGAGGAGACGGUGUAGAAGGAGGAGGAACAUCAGACGUCUGAUGCCCCAGAAAGACAGUUCUUUCCGAGCCGCGCAUCAUCGCCGCUGACAGUUCGCAGAGCAUCGCCCGUCCUCUCUGUGGGAUUCGUGGAAGUGGGGAAGGAAUAGCAGCUCAUCUCACUUCACGUGGAUUUCUCUGCACUCCGGGGAUUGCGCGGCGCAGCGCGGCGGAGCGGGGACUCCGGUUGCGGAUUUCUCUCUAUCCUGUGCUGCUGCUGGCGGAGUGCGGGGUGGCUGUUCCAGGGCUGAAGCGCACGGUGACGGGAACGCUGACACCGCUCCCUCCUCAUCCUCACUCUCAUCCUCAUCCUCGGCACGAGCCGCCUCGCGGAGGAGCCCGCAAAGGCCAAAACGGUGCCGGUGGGCUGGAGAGAUGGACCUGCAGUGUGUUGAGCUGCUACUGUGGGCCUUUUUUCUGAGCCUCUUUAGCCGAGUGGCUGGGAACGUCAUCUACCGGGUGCCUGAGGAGCAGCCCCCAAACACUCUGAUUGCCAGCCUUGCUGCUGACGAGGGUCUCCCGGACUCUGGUCACCUGUACAAGCUGGAGGUAGGCGCCCCCUACCUGCGUGUGGAUGGCAAGACCGGGGACAUCUUCACUACAGAGGUGCCUAUUGACAGGGAGAACCUGAAGGACUGCCGCAACCUGUUUGAAGGAGAGCCGUGCAUCCUGGAGUUUGAGGUGUCCAUCACAGACCUGAACCAAAACCAAGGCCCACGACUGAUUGAGGGGAAGAUCGAGGUCCUGGAUGUGAAUGACAACACCCCGCAAUUUCCCUCACCAAUUCUUACUCUCUCCAUCCCAGAGAACACCCACGUAGGCGCCCUCUUCUCUAUUCCCGUGGCCACUGACAAAGACUCAGGGCACAAUGGUGUGGCCGAUUACGCCUUGCCCAACGGACCCGACACCCCGGGGCUGUUCGGCUUGCAGGUGGCUGAGGAUCAGGGCGAGAAACUACCACAGCUGAUCGUCAUGGGCAGCUUGGACCGUGAGCAAAAAGACUCGUAUGACCUCAGCAUCAAAGUGGUGGAUGGCGGGAGCCCUCCACGCUAUAGCAGUGCCUUGCUCCGGAUCAUCAUCACUGAUGCCAAUGAUAACGCCCCAAAGUUUGAGAAGUCAAUUUAUGAGGCUGAAUUACCAGAGAACAGCCCUGUCGGACACUCUGUACUCCAGGUGAAGGCCAAUGACUCUGACAUGGGGCCAAAUGGAGAAAUUGACUACAGCUUGUACCAACCUAACGAUGCAGUCCAAAGACUACUGAGAAUCGACCGGUCAACUGGAAUCAUCUCUGUCAAAGGCCCUGUGGAUCGGGAGGAAAUCAGCAUCUUGAAGUUCUACGUGAUGGCACGGGAUAGGGGACCAAAUUCAAAAAGCUCUAAAGUCUUUGUGAUUAUAACUGUAAAGGAUCAGAAUGACAAUGCUCCCACCAUAGAGAUCCGUGGCAUUGGGCUGGUGACCCACCAGAAUGGCAUCGCCAACAUUUCUGAAGACAUGCCCAUUGGAACGCCCGUAGCACUGGUCCAGGUAUCGGACCGUGACGAAGGUGAGAACGCUGUGGUUACAUGUGUGGUGGCAGGUGAUGUGCCAUUCCAGCUGAGGCCAGCUAGCGAGGCGCCCAGUGACCGCAAGAGGAAGUACUUUCUGCAGACGACUACACUUCUGGACUAUGAGCGCGUGAAGGACUAUCGGAUUGAAAUUGUGGCGGUGGACUCGGGAAACCCGGCUCUCUCUAGCACCAACUCUCUGAAAGUUCAAGUGAUGGAUGUGAACGACAACUCUCCUGUCUUUUCCCCGUCGCUGUUUGAGGUGGACUUCCCAGAAGAGAAUCAACCUGGAGACAAAGUGUUGGAUGUGGUGGCCACGGAUGCUGACAGUGGCACGAAUGCUGAGCUCAUCUACAGCAUCAUGGACUCCUCUAUGAAGGCACUCUUUGAUAUCAACCCUAACACGGGUGAAGUUCAGAUGCGGACACAACUGGACCGAGAGCAGAGAGAGCGUUACGAGUUCCAUGUUGCUGCAGCCGACAAGGGUGUCCCCAGUCUGCGAGGGACAGCUACUGUUGUGGUCAGGGUGUUGGAUCGUAAUGACAAUGACCCCAAAUUCAUGCUGAGUAGCUACAGCUUCUCUGUCCUGGAAAAUAUGCCUCCACUCAGCCCUGUAGGAAUGGUGACAGUGAUUGACGCAGACAAAGGGGAGAAUGCACGGGUGCACCUUUCGGUGGAACCAGACAAUGGUAAGUUUGUCAUUCAGAAUGGCACUGGCACCAUCCUCUCCAGCAUCUCUUUUGAUAGGGAGAAGGAAAGCACCUAUACAUUCCGACUCAAAGCUGUGGAUGCUGGUGACCCACCAAGGUCUUCCUACGUUGGAGUGACUAUCAAUGUCCUGGAUGAGAAUGACAAUGCUCCCUACGUCACAAAACCCUCCAAUUCAACCUAUAAGUACCUCCCUCUUGUUACGAACCCUGAGACCCAGGUGGAGGUGGUGGAGGCAGAGGACAUAGAUACAGGCGCUAAUUCUGAAUUGACGUACAGCAUCACUGGUGGCAAUCCACAUGGACUAUUUCGCAUCUCACCCAUGAGUGGAGAGAUCACCCUGGCUAAGGAGUUCACCCAGAAGCACAAUGGCCUCCACCGACUGGUGGUGAAAGUCACUGACAAGGGCAAGCCACCUCGCCACACCACUGCUCUUGUGCAUUUCUAUGUCAAUGAAACCAUGAACAAUGUCACCCUGGUAGAGUCUCUGGUGGGCCACAGCCUUUAUACCCCACUGGACACUGAUAUUGCUGGUGACCCCGAAUAUAGCCGUGCUGCCCAGCGCAGUAACAUUCUAUAUGGCAGCUUAGCUGGCAUUGCUGUUGUUAUCCUGAUCAUUGUUGUGGUGAUGGUCAUUCGGUACCGCCUGCAAAAGGAAGCCAAGAGCGGUUACCAGGCAGGCAAGAAGGAGACUAAAGACCUGUAUGCACCCAAGCAGGGCCCCAAGAGCAACAAGAGCAAGAAGGGAAAGAAGGGAAAAGCCCCCAAGCCAGCAAAACCUCUUGAGGAGGAUGAGGAGGCCAACCGCCAGAAGACACUGAAGUUCAACCUCAUUAAUGAUGGGGUCAAUGACAGCCCCCGAAUCCACCUCCCUCUGAACUACCCACCAGGGAGCCCGGACCUGGGCCGCCACUACCGUUCCAACUCACCUCUGCCUUCUAUCCAGCUGCAGCCCCAGUCCCCUUCAGCAUCUAAGAAGCACCAGGCUGUUCAGGACCUGCCUGCCACCAACACCUUCGUUGGCACGGGUGACAACAACUCGACAGGCUCCGACCAGUAUUCGGAUUACAGCUACAAGGCCAACCCUCCAAAAUACAGCAACAAACAGCUGCCACAUCGCCGGGUGACGUUCUCCACCGCUAAUCAGGCGCAGGACCUGCAGGACCCUUCGCAGCACAGCUACUACGACAGCGGCCUGGAGGAGUCGGAGACUCCCAGCAGCAAGUCCUCCUCGGGGCCUCGCAUCGGGCCUUUGGCGCUGCCUGAGGACCACUACGAGCGGACCACACCGGACGGCAGCAUCGGUGAGAUGGAGCAUCCCGAGAACGGUGCAGUGUCGAGUGCUGACCGACAGAAGGGGGCCGGCCAAAAAAGACUGCCUUAAAACAAAAUAAAAACACCGUUCUUUUUUCCCCGAAUUGCCAAUAACUCUGAAAUUGGUGCACUCGCCUCUCCAUUGCUGCACUUCAAGGAGUUUUCCUACCGAACCCUUCCCCUGCCUGUGGUCGUGAUCAACAUUAUUGCUCAAUGUUUAUGAAUUCAAUAUUGAAGUGGUACACCGUUUUAUUGUGGAAUUAAGAAUAAAAUUUGCUUGUGAAAAUGAAAAGAAAAAACAAACCUAAAACAGCCGCAGUGUCUUUUCCGAGGACGAACUCAGAAGUUGCACCAUAAAUUUUUCUUGUCUGUUUUUUCUUUCCAAAGCACAUUUUUCUGAGGGAAACUACUUCCCCAUCUCUGCUGAGGCCUUCUCCAUGCGGAUAUAAUCU
Scleropages formosus (Asian bonytongue) is the source of this 4422-nucleotide messenger RNA. RefSeq names its product protocadherin 1b (gene pcdh1b). The transcript is spliced from 5 exons. Bases 780 to 4040 code for a protein of 1086 amino acids. Gene Ontology annotation, cellular component: plasma membrane. Lineage: Eukaryota; Metazoa; Chordata; Actinopteri; Osteoglossiformes; Osteoglossidae. Gene Ontology annotation, biological process: homophilic cell-cell adhesion. Gene Ontology annotation, molecular function: calcium ion binding. The record is from RefSeq and is a predicted model, not a curated record.